Molecule: messenger RNA, 1203 nt
Organism: Closterium sp. NIES-67
Lineage: Eukaryota; Viridiplantae; Streptophyta; Zygnematophyceae; Desmidiales; Closteriaceae
Source: the annotation of a GenBank genome assembly
GGGUACAGGCUAGGCAAGGCAGGCAAGGGGCAGCAAGGCAAGGUACGUGCAUGUUUGGGGGCUCGAAACUACACGAGCUCCCCUAGGGGCUCUGCUAUGGCAAAGCAGUCCCCGGGUGCCAUGUCGGCGUCAGGGGUGCCCACUGGGGUGUGGGGGGCAGGGGAGGCUUCAUUAACUUUCCCCAGCCAGCAGCUUCAAGAAGGUAGGGACCUCGGCGCAUGGGCAGCCGUAUGUCUCGACUGCAAGUGGGAAAAAUCCGACAUACGGAGCCCGAUUUCGGUAAUGGGAGAUUUUCUUGUCAGCUUGCUCCCGGGCCAUGUAUCCGCGUCCUUUUCUUGCGUCCGGGUCCCGGCUGCUGAUGGGAUCUGUGACAGUGACGUCACAGAUCCAGACGGCUCCAGAACUGCGGUCUCGGAGGGCGAGGUCGGCCUUGUGGCCGUCUACGGGGCUGUAGAUGGUGGUCUCCUUGGUGACUAUAAAGUCAGCAUCCCGGGCCAUCCGUAUGCUCUCGUCCCGCAGGGCAUUAUGGGUGUCAGUCCGACCGUGCCCGGUGCCACACCGGAGCAGGUGGUUGGGCAGCCUAGUGUCGAGGAUUUCAAAUUCCUCGGCGCAGUUGCAAGUGCGGGGGGCUGGGAAUGGAAGGCCGAGGCGGAAGGCCAGGGCAAUGGCGAAGUGUGGAGCUUCGAGGCGGAGUGAUGGGAAGAUGGGGAUGGCAUGAAGCCAGUCCCCUGCUCCAUAUCCAGCCAGGGAAAAGAGGCGUUGGGUGUGCCCAGAGAGUGGGUUUGGGUCCAUUGUCCGCGUGGCUGCCACCUGGCCGGCGUAUCGCACGGCCUGGACUUCGAGGGAUAAGCGGUGUUGGAGUGGGGAGCCGGAGGGUUCCCUCCUCUCGGAGUGCAGGAGCUCCCGGGCUCGUGGGGGCAUCGCCGUUUCACACUUCGCCAGCCAGGUAUGCAAGUGGGUGGGGCUGGUGAAAGGUGGCGUGAGGUGCCGGACAGCGUCAGCCAGGGGCCCUCCUGACGCUGCUGGGAGGGCAGCCAAGAGGCCCUGGGCUUGGGUGAGGCUGGUGAGGUAGGCUGGGUGUCCCUCAAUUGCGGGGUCGGUUAGACCCAGUCCUCCAAGGGAGGGAGGGAGGGACGCUUGAGCCCAAGUGCGCGCCUGCUCCACCUCCCCUCGAGGCUGUUGGAGGUUGCAGGCACGCAGGAG